Messenger RNA from Tupaia belangeri chinensis (Chinese tree shrew), 10633 nucleotides. It is a transcript of the gene UNC80, whose product is annotated as unc-80 subunit of NALCN channel complex. The record is from RefSeq and is a predicted model, not a curated record. The transcript is spliced from 68 exons. Gene Ontology annotation, biological process: monoatomic cation homeostasis. Bases 1 to 10083 code for a protein of 3360 amino acids. Gene Ontology annotation, molecular function: monoatomic cation channel activity. Gene Ontology annotation, cellular component: cation channel complex; axon. Lineage: Eukaryota; Metazoa; Chordata; Mammalia; Scandentia; Tupaiidae.
AUGACCUACCUAAAGCCUGCAUUUUUGAGGCCUAAACUGGGGAAGCAAUAUGAAGCCUCUUGUGUGUCCUUUGAACGUGUGCUGGUAGAAAACAAGCUGCAUGGUCUCUCUCCGGCCCUCUCUGAAGCCAUCCAGAGCAUUUCCAGAUGGGAGCUGGUGCAAGCCGCCUUGCCUCACGUCCUCCACUGCACAGCCACCCUGCUUUCAAACAGGAACAAGCUAGGCCAUCAGGAUAAAUUGGGUGUUGCUGAGACAAAGCUCCUGCACACCCUUCACUGGAUGCUCCUGGAGGCCCCCCAGGAUUGUACCAGUGAACGAUUUGGGGGCACAGACCGUGGCUCCAGCUGGGGUGGCAGCAGCAGUGCCUUCAUCCACCAAGUUGAAAACCAGGGUUCUCCAGGGCAGCCUGGCCAAAGCAGUUCCAAUGAUGAAGAGGAGAACAACCGAAGGAAGAUCUUCCAGAACUCCAUGGCUACUGUGGAGCUCUUUGUGUUUCUGUUUGCUCCUCUGGUACACAGGAUCAAGGAAUCGGACCUCACCUUCCGACUUGCCAGUGGGCUUGUUAUAUGGCAGCCGAUGUGGGAGCACAGGCAGCCUGAAGUCUCUGGUUUCACAGCUCUGGUGAAGCCCAUCAGGAACAUCAUUACAGCCAAGAGAAGUUCUCCUAUCAACAGUCAAAGUCAGACUUGUGAAUCACCAAAUCAAGACACAAGACAUCGAGAGGGACUCCAGGUGGUCUGUGAAACAUUCCAGUCUGAUUCCAUCUCACCCAAGGCCACCAUUUCUGGCUGCCACCGAGGAAACUCCUUUGAUGGAAGCCUAUCCUCCCAAACAUCCCAGGAACGAGGCCCAUCACAUUCCAGGGCCUCUCUGGUGAUACCUCCAUGCCAAAGGUCCCGCUAUGCCACCUACUUUGAUGUUGCUGUUCUCCGCUGCCUACUUCAGCCGCAUUGGUCAGAAGAAGGCACUCAGUGGUCUCUGAUGUAUUAUCUACAAAGGCUGCGACACAUGCUGGAAGAGAAACCAGAAAAACCCCCAGAACCAGAUAUUCCUCUCCUACCCAGACCCAGGAGUAGCUCAAUGGUGGCAGCAGCUCCCUCACUAGUGAACACACACAAAACCCAAGACCUCACCAUGAAGUGUAAUGAAGAGGAAAAAUCUCUUAGCCCGGAGGCCUUUUCCAAGGUUUCAUUGACCAAUCUGCGCAGGUCUGCGGUUCCAGAUCUUUCUUCAGACCUGGGCAUGAACAUUUUUAAGAAGUUCAAGAGCCGCAAAGAAGACCGAGAGAGGAAAGGCUCCAUCCCAUUCCACCACACUGGGAAGAGGAGACCACGAAGAAUGGGGGUGCCAUUUCUGCUUCACGAGGACCACCUGGAUGUGUCUCCCACCCGCAGCACAUUCUCCUUUGGAAGUUUUUCUGGGCUUGGAGAAGACAAGCGAGGCAUCGAAAAGGGAGGCUGGCAGACCACCAUUUUAGGGAAAUUGACCAGGCGGGGCAGUUCGGAUGCAGCCACAGAAAUGGAAAGCCUGAGUGCCAGACACUCUCACUCUCAUCACACCCUGGUGAGUGACCUGCCAGACCACUCCAACAGCCAUGGGGAAAACACGGUCAAGGAAGUGCGAUCCCAGAUCUCCACAAUCACAGUUGCAACCUUCAAUACCACACUGGCUUCAUUCAACGUGGGCUAUGCCGACUUUUUUAGUGAGCACAUGAGGAAGCUCUGCAACCAGGUGCCUAUUCCAGAAAUGCCACAUGAACCGCUGGCAUGUGCUAACCUGCCUCGCAGCCUCACAGACUCCUGUAUAAACUACAGCUACUUGGAAGACACAGAACAUAUCGAUGGAACCAAUAACUUUGUCCACAAGAAUGGAAUGCUCGAUCUUUCUGUGGUUCUGAAAGCUGUUUAUCUUGUCCUUAAUCAUGACAUCAGCUCUCGCAUCUGCGAUGUGGCACUAAACAUUGUGGAAUGCUUGCUUCAACUUGGUGUGGUGCCCUGUGUAGAAAAGAACAGAAAGAAGAGUGAAAACAAGGAAAAUGAAACCAUGGAGAAGAGACCAAGUGAGGGAACUUUUCAGUUCAAAGGAGUAUCUGGAAGUUCCACCUGUGGAUUUGGGGGCCCUUCAGUUAGUGGAGCUGGAGAUGGUGGAGGAGAAGAAGGAGGUGGAGGUGAUGGAGGAGGUGGAGGAGGUGAUGGAGGAGGAGGUGGAGGUGGCCCUUAUGAGAAGAAUAAGAACCAAGAGAAGGAUGAAAGUAUACCAGUAAGCAACCAUAGGCUUGCUCUAACCAUGCUCAUCAAAAUAGUGAAGUCUUUGGGAUGUGCCUAUGGUUGCGGAGAAGGACACCGAGGGCUCUCUGGAGAUCGUCUGAGACACCAGGUAUUCCGAGAGAAUGCCCAGAACUGCCUCACUAAACUAUACAAGCUAGAUAAGAUGCAGUUCCGACAAACCAUGAGGGACUAUGUGAACAAAGACUCUCUCAAUAAUGUAGUGGACUUCUUGCAUGCUUUGCUAGGAUUUUGUAUGGAGCCGGUCACAGACAACAAGGCUGGGUUUGGAAAUAACUUCACCACGGUGGACAACAAAUCCACAGCCCAAAAUGUGGAAGGUAUUAUCGUCAGUGCCAUGUUUAAGUCCCUCAUCACACGCUGCGCUUCAACUACGCACGAACUGCACAGCCCUGAGAAUCUGGGACUGUAUUGUGACAUCCGUCAGUUGGUCCAGUUUAUCAAAGAGGCUCAUGGGAAUGUCUUCAGGAGAGUGGCCCUCAGUGCUUUGCUUGACAGUGCCGAGAAGUUAGCACCAGGGAAAAAGGUGGAAGAGAAUGAACAGGAACCUAAGCCUGCAGGCGGCAAAAGGUCAGAGGCAGGAAGCAUUGUGGAUAAAGGUCAGGUGUCCUCUGCACCUGAAGAAUGUCGCAGCUUUAUGUCUGGUCGACCCUCACAGACUCCAGAGCAUGAUGAACAAAUGCAAGGGGGCAACCUGGGGCGGAAAGAUUUCUGGCGCAAGAUGUUCAAAUCCCAGAGUGCAGCAAGUGACACCAGCAGCCAGUCUGAGCAGGACACUUCAGAAUGCACCACUGCUCACUCAGGGACCACCUCUGAUCGGCGUGCCCGCUCUCGGUCUCGCAGAAUUUCCCUCCGAAAGAAGCUUAAACUCCCCAUAGGAAACUGGCUGAAACGAUCCUCCCUCUCGGGACUGGCAGAUGGUGUAGAGGACCUAAUGGACAUCAGCUCUGUGGACCGUUUGUCUUUCAUCAGGCAAAGCUCCAAGGUCAAAUUCACCAGUGCUGUGAAGCUGUCAGAAGGUGGACCAGGGAGUGGAAUGGAAAAUGGAAGAGAUGAAGAGGAGAAUUUCUUCAAGCGGCUUGGUUGCCACAGUUUUGAUGAUCAUCUCUCCCCCAAUCAAGAUGGAGGAAAAAGCAAAAAUGUAGUGAAUCUUGGAGCAAUCCGACAAGGAAUGAGACGCUUCCAAUUUCUGUUAAACUGCUGUGAGCCAGGGACGAUUCCUGAUGCAUCCAUCCUGGCCGCUGCCUUAGAUCUCGAAGCCCCUGUGGUGGCCAGAGCUGCCCUGUUUCUGGAGUGUGCCCGUUUUGUUCACCGUUGUAAUCGUGGCAACUGGCCCGAGUGGAUGAAAGGGCACCACGUGAACAUCACCAAGAAAGGCCUUUCCCGGGGUCGGUCUCCUAUCGUGGGCAACAAGCGGAACCAGAAACUGCAAUGGAAUGCUGCCAAGCUCUUCUACCAAUGGGGAGACGCAAUCGGCGUCCGAUUGAAUGAGCUAUGCCAUGGGGAAAGUGAGAGUCCAGCCAACCUACUGGGUCUCAUUUAUGACGAAGAGACCAAGAGAAGACUGAGAAAGGAGGAUGAGGAGGAAGACUUUUUAGAUGACAGUACUGUGAACCCUUCCAAGUGUGGCUGCCCCUUUGCCUUGAAGAUGGCAGCAUGCCAGCUGCUCCUGGAGAUUACCACCUUCCUGCGAGAGACCUUCUCUUGCCUGCCCAGACCUCGCUGGUGUUUUAUGGGAAUGACCAAGCAGUAUGAAAUUAAAGCAAAUAAUUUUGAUCAAAUGCAAAUAGGCCACCCACAUCCAUUCACUCCUGACCCCUUCCAACUUCAAAGCCAGAAACGGCAUCUCUCCCAUCCUUCCUCCUUUGAACAUAGCCAGGAAAGGUUCUCCACAUUCAAGCCUUCAUAUUUACACAAGAUCAAUGCAUUGACAUUUCAGGACUUGGAGAGCUGCCGACUUCGUCUGGAUCCCGAGUUAGAUCGCCACAGAUAUGAAAGAAAGAUCAGCUUUGCUGGGGUCCUGGAUGAAAAUGAAGAUUCAAAAGAUUCUCUCCACAGCAGCAGCCAUACCCUCAAAUCAGAUGCAGGGGUGGAGGAGAAGAAAGUUCCCAGCAGGAAGAUCAGGAUAGGAGGUUCUCGUCUGCUCCAGAUUAAAGGAACCCGCAGUUUCCAGGUGAAGAAGGGGGGUUCCUUGUCCAGCAUUCGCCGGGUCGGCAGCUUAAAGAGCAGCAAGUUAUCACGGCAGGACUCAGAGUCUGAGGCUGAGGAGCUGCAGCUGUCCCAGAGCAGGGACACUGUCACUGAUCUAGAAGGGAGCCCUUGGAGUGCAAGUGAGCCCAGUAUUGAGCCAGAGGGAAUGAGCACAGCCGGCACAGAGGAAAACUACCACAGGAACAUGUCAUGGCUUCAUGUCAUGAUCUUGCUGUGCAAUCAGCAGAGUUUCAUCUGCACUCAUGUUGACUACUGCCACCCUCACUGCUACCUGCACCACAGCCGGUCCUGUGCUCGCCUGGUCAGGGCCAUCAAGCUCCUCUAUGGAGACAGCAUGGACUCCCUCCGAGAGAGCAACAACACCAGCAAUGUGGCUCUCCGAGGCAAGAAACAGAAAGAGUGUUCGGAUAAGUCAUGCCUCAGGACGCCUUCCCUGAAGAAGAGAGUUUCAGAUGCCAACCUGGAAGGGAAGAAGGAUUCUGGAAUGCUGAAGUACAUCAGACUUCAGGUGAUGAGCUUGUCGCCUGCUCCCUUGUCUCUGUUAAUCAAGGCGGCACCAAUUCUGACAGAGGAGAUGUACGGAGACCUCCAGCCAGCUGCCUGGGAGCUCCUGCUCAGUAUGGAUGAGCACAUGGCAGGAGCGGCAGCUGCCAUGUUCCUGCUGUGUGCGGUGAAGGUCCCUGAGGCCGUGUCUGACAUGCUGAUGUCAGAGUUUCAUCACCCAGAGACCGUGCAGCGGCUGAACGCUGUCCUCAAGUUCCACACACUCUGGAGGUUUCGAUAUCAGGUCUGGCCCCGGAUGGAGGAGGGAGCACAGCAGAUCUUUAAGAUCCCACCUCCCAGUAUAAACUUCACUCUGCCCUCGCCAGUGCUUGGAAUGCCAUCGGUCCCAAUGUUUGACCCGCCAUGGGUCCCUCAGUGCAGUGGGAGUGUCCAAGAUCCCAUUAAUGAAGACCAGUCUAAAUCCUUUUCAGCAAGAGCUGUGUCCCGCUCCCAUCAAAGGGCAGAGCACAUCCUAAAGAACUUGCAGCAGGAGGAAGAGAAGAAACGUCUCGGGCGAGAGGCCAGCCUCAUCACUGCCAUCCCCAUCACCCAGGAGGCUUGCUACGAGCCCACCUGCACACCCAACUCAGAGCCAGAAGAAGAAGAAGAAGUCACCAAUCUGGCAUCCAGGCGACUGUCUGUAAGUCCGUCCUGUACCUCCAGCACUUCCCACAGAAAUUACUCGUUCCGCCGUGGGUCGGUCUGGUCAGUGCGUUCUGCCGUCAGUGCCGAAGAUGAGGAACACACCACCGAGCACACGCCAAACCACCAUGUGCCUCAGCCCCCACAAGCAGUGUUCCCAGCAUGCAUCUGUGCAGCAGUACUUCCCAUUGUUCAUCUAAUGGAGGAUGGUGAGGUGCGGGAAGAUGGAGUAGCAGUGAGUGCUGUGGCCCAACAAGUCUUGUGGAAUUGUCUAAUUGAAGAUCCAUCAACAGUUCUUCGACAUUUUCUGGAAAAACUGACCAUCAGCAACAGACAAGAUGAGUUAAUGUACAUGCUGCGUAAACUUCUCUUGAAUAUUGGAGACUUUCCUGCUCAGACAUCUCACAUCUUAUUCAACUACUUGGUGGGAUUAAUCAUGUACUUUGUGCGGACGCCCUGCGAAUGGGGGAUGGACGCCAUUUCAGCCACGCUGACAUUCCUGUGGGAGGUGGUGGGUUAUGUGGAAGGCCUCUUCUUCAAGGAUCUCAAGCAGACUAUGAAGAAAGAGCAGUGUGAGGUAAAGCUCCUGGUGACAGCUUCAAUGCCAGGUACCAAAACCUUGGUAGUUCAUGGACAGAAUGAAUGUGACAUCCCAACCCAGUUACCAGUCCAUGAAGACACUCAAUUUGAAGCCCUGUUGAAGGAGUGUCUGGAGUUUUUUAAUAUCCCAGAAUCUCAGUCAACACAUUACUUUCUCAUGGAUAAACGAUGGAACCUUAUCCACUACAAUAAGACCUAUGUUCGAGAUAUCUAUCCUUUCCGGAGGUCAGUGUCUCCACAGCUGAACCUUGUACACAUGCACCCAGAGAAGGGACAGGAGCUCAUUCAGAAACAGGUGUUCACUCGGAAGCUAGAGGAAGUAGGACGGGUGCUGUUUCUCAUUUCCUUAACCCAGAAGAUCCCCACAGCCCACAAACAGUCCCAUGUCUCCAUGCUUCAGGAAGACCUCCUCCGACUGCCCUCAUUCCCUCGAAGUGCUAUUGAUGCCGAGUUUUCACUUUUCAGUGAUCCUCAAGCUGGGAAGGAACUGUUUGGCCUUGACACACUUCAGAAAAGCUUGUGGAUCCAGCUCCUGGAGGAGAUGUUCCUAGGCAUGCCAAGCGAAUUUCCCUGGGGAGAUGAAAUCAUGCUUUUUCUCAAUGUUUUUAACGGAGCUCUGAUCCUGCACCCAGAAGACAGUGCCUUGCUUAGGCAGUAUGCUGCCACAGUUAUCAACACUGCUGUGCACUUCAAUCACCUCUUCUCUCUCAGUGGCUACCAGUGGAUUCUUCCCACCAUGUUGCAGGUGUACUCUGACUACGAAAGCAACCCCCAGUUGCGUCAAGCCAUUGAAUUUGCCUGUCACCAGUUCUACAUUCUACACCGGAAGCCGUUUGUGCUCCAGCUGUUUGCAAGUGUGGCUCCUCUCCUGGAAUUUCCUGAUGCUUCCAAUAAUGGGCCAAACAAAGGUGUGUCAGCUCAGUGCCUGUUUGACUUGCUGCAGUCCCUGGAGGGAGAGACCACUGACAUAUUAGACAUCUUAGAGCUGGUCAAAGCUGAGAAGCCUCUUAAGUCAUUAGAUUUCUGCUACGGAAAUGAAGAUCUGACAUUCUCUAUCAGUGAAGCCAUUAAACUUUGUGUUACUGUGGUGGCAUAUGCUCCUGAAUCAUUCAGAAGUCUUCAGAUGCUGAUGGUCUUGGAAGCAUUAGUUCCAUGUUACCUACAGAAGCUAAAGAGGCAGACAUCACAGGUGGAGACAGUACCUGCCGCCCGAGAGGAGAUUGCUGCCACAGCUGCUCUUGCCACAUCUCUCCAGGCCCUUUUGUACAGUGUGGAGGUCCUCACCAGGCCCAUGACAGCCCCACAGAUGAGCAGGUGUGACCAAGGCCAUAAGGGAACCACCACAGCUAAUCACACCAUGUCGUCUGGGGUGAACACCAGGUACCAGGAACAAGGAGCCAAACUGCACUUUAUCAGGGAAAACCUUCACCUACUGGAGGAAGGGCAAGGUCUUCCUAGAGAAGAACUGGAUGAACGAAUUGCUCGGGAAGAGUUCAGAAGACCCCGAGAAUCCCUGCUGAAUAUUUGCACAGAAUUCUAUAAGCAUUGUGGGCCAAGAUUGAAGAUCUUGCAAAAUCUGGCUGGAGAGCCACGAGUCACUGCCCUGGAACUGCUGGAUGUGAAGUCCCACAUGAGAUUGGCAGAAAUUGCACACUCCCUUCUGAAACUGGCACCGUAUGACACCCAGACCAUGGAGAGCCGUGGGCUGCGGCGCUACAUCAUGGAGAUGCUGCCCAUUACCGACUGGACAGCUGAGGCAGUGAGGCCAGCUCUCAUCCUCAUCUUAAAGAGAUUGGAUAGAAUGUUCAACAAGAUCCAUAAGAUGCCUACUUUGAGGCGACAGGUUGAGUGGGAGCCUGCCAGCAAUUUGAUUGAAGGGGUUUGUUUGACACUUCAGAGGCAGCCAAUCAUAUCCUUCCUGCCUCACCUUAGGUCACUGAUCAAUGUCUGUGUCAAUCUGGUGAUGGGAGUGGUAGGACCUUCCAGUGUUGCUGAUGGAUUACCCCUUCUUCAUCUCAGCCCUUAUCUCUCACCACCUCUGCCCUUCAGCACAGCUGUUGUCCGGCUUGUAGCAUUGCAGAUACAGGCAUUAAAAGAAGAUUUUCCUUUAAGUCAUGUGAUCUCCCCAUUCACCAAUCAAGAGCGAAGGGAGGGGAUGCUUUUAAAUCUACUCAUCCCAUUUGUGCUCACAGUAGGAUCUGGAAGCAAAGAUAGCCCGUGGCUGGAGCAGCCUGAGGUACAGCUGCUCCUGCAGACGGUCAUUAAUGUGCUUCUGCCACCGCGGAUCAUAAGCACAUCCAGGAGCAAGAACUUCAUGUUGGAGAGCUCCCCUGCCCACUGCUCCACCCCUGGAGAUGCAGGGAAAGACUUGCGCAGGGAAGGGCUGGCGGAGUCUACCAGCCAAGCAGCAUACUUGGCACUGAAGGUGAUCCUCGUCUGCUUUGAGAGGCAACUGGGAAGCCAGUGGUACUGGCUGAGCCUCCAGGUGAAGGAGAUGGCUCUGCGGAAGGUGGGAGGCCUGGCCCUGUGGGACUUCCUCGACUUCAUCGUACGGACCCGAAUACCCAUCUUCGUGCUCUUGCGCCCCUUCAUCCAGUGCAAGCUUUUGGCCCAGCCAGCAGAGAACCAUGAAGAGCUUUCUGCCAGGCAACACAUUGCUGACCAGCUGGAGCGGCGCUUCAUUCCACGCCCUUUGUGUAAGAGCUCACUCAUUGCUGAGUUCAACAGUGAACUAAAAAUUCUAAAAGAGGCAGUUCACAGUGGAUCAGCCUACCAAGGGAAGACAUCUAUCAGUACUGUGGGCACCUCCACUUCUGCUUACCGCCUGAGCCUGGCCACCAUGUCCCGCUCUAACACGGGCACGGGUACUGUCUGGGAGCAGGACAGUGAGCCCUCCCAACAGGCUUCGCAGGACACCCUGAGUCGGACCGAUGAGGAGGAUGAGGAAAAUGACUCUGUAAGCAUGCCCAGUGUGGUAAGUGAACAAGAAGCUUACCUCCUGAGCACCAUUGGAAGGAGGCGAUUCUCCAGCCACGUCUCUAGCAUGUCUGCACCUCAGGCUGAGGUGGGCAUGCUACCAAGCCAGAGUGAACCUAAUGUCCUCGAUGACUCCCAGGGCCUGGCCGCUGAGGGCAGCCUCUCUAGGGUGGCAAGUGUACAGAGUGAACCUGGCCAACAGAACCUCCUCAUUCAGCAGCCGCUGGGGAGGAAGAGGGGCUUGAGGCAGCUAAGACGUCCUCUACUGUCACGUCAGAAGACUCAGACUGAACCCAGAAACCGCCAUGGGGCUCGGCUGUCAACCACUCGCAGGAGCAUUCAACCUAAAACAAAGCCAUCUGUGGAUCAGAAACGAUCUGUGACCUUCAUUGAGGCGCAACCAGAGCCUGCAACUGCCCCAAUAGACACACUUACUGCCACAGGGCAACCACAGGGCUGCAGCCCAGCCCCAUCUAGAAAACCAGAAGGAAUGGAUGAACCAGUCCUCACUUCUUCCCCUGCAAUUGUCGCAGAUCUCCAUAGCCUGUCCCCCAAACAGAGUGAGACUCUCCCAGAUGGAGAAGGAGAAAAGAAGGAAGACAUAGAAGCACAAGGUGCUGCAGCACACAGCCCCCUCUCUACUCAACUCUCAGACCCGGAAGACUUCACAGGCCUUGAGACAUCUAGCCUCCUACAGCAUGGAGACACUGUCCUUCACAUUAGUGAGGAAAAUGGCAUGGAAAACCCCCUACUGUCCAGCCAGUUUCCUUUUACUCCCACUGAUCUGGGGGAAACGGAUGCAGUCCUAGAUGAGUCUCAUGUUUAAUUCUGUAAUUGGCAGGUCCAUUGCAGGUGCAGAGAAGACAUGAGAAGGAUCACUUUUCUGAAAGUCAAAUACUUUUGCUUGAAAGAAAAAAUAUUCAUUAUAAAACAGCACUUUACGUCCAAUGGGUGGCACAAAUCUGCAUAGAUUUUUGCUGCGAAUACACAUAAUGUUUUGUGAACAUCUUCAAAAUCAAUGGCUAAAGGAUCUAGUUGUGUGAAGACUAUAAAAAUUAGGGAGGAAUAAGGGGAAAGAGCCAUUUCACUGCACAUUGUUUAUGAUUCAUACUAUUACAGUGCUGCUUUUAUAGGAAUAUUAAGAAAUAAUGUUCUAAAAAGAGAAUGCAAUUUUUUGAGGUUACUCAUACAUCUCCUGCAGAUAUUUAUUUUUAUAGUUUUAAAAAUAUUGAUUAAGUGGCUAUACAAAUAGCAAUUUACAUAAGAAUAAUCAAUAAGGAAAGUAUUAGUUUGGAGACAUUAAAUAACAAGUCUGCAGCCAUUUUUUGUUUUGAUCAAUAAUACAGCUAUUUAGAAGAAAAAUACUAUUUUUAGAG